AUGGAUGAAGUAAUCACAGAAAAUAUUCCUGUUAUUGAUCAAGAAAAUCAACAAAAAUUCCUCGAAAUAGCUAUUCGUCGACUUAUUCGAAAACUUGAUAGACGACUUCUUCCAUAUCUAUAUCUCCUCGAACUAGCAUCAUAUAUCAUUCGAACUAAUAUUGGUCAUGCAACACUAAUGGGUAUUAAUGAUGAUCUACAUUUAUCACAAUCUCAAAGUGAAUGGGCAGUUUCACUCUAUUUUCUAGCCUAUUUAAUAUUUGAAAUGCCUAAUAUACUUCUUAUGCGAUAUCUUGGACCAGCUCGUUAUCUACCAUUGAGUAUGCUUGCAUGGGGUGGUAUUACUAUUGGUAUGGCUUUUGUUAAAAAUGCUCAAGCACUACUUCCUCUUCGAUUUUUUCUCGGCAUUGCUCAAGCUGGUUAUUUUCCUAGUAUUAUUAUAUAUAUUUCAUUGUGGUAUCGUAAACGAGAUCAUACAAUGAGAAUAGGUAUUAUUUAUAGUGCUGCCAUUAUUUCUGAAGCAUUAAGUAGUAUUAUGGCAUAUGGUUUUAGUAAAAUGAAUAAUGUUGGUAGUUUACAAGGUUGGCAAUGGAUGUUUUUAUUUGAAGGUUUACCAAUGAUUCCGCUUGGUAUUAUAACUGGUCUUUUUCUUAGUAAUAUACCUGAUACUGUACAAUGGUUGAAUAUUGCUGAAAAACAUCUCCUAACAAAUAUUCUUCGAAAUGAUACAAUCAUAACUAAUAAUCCAGACGCUCACGUUUCUUGGAAACAAAUUCUUCAUGUUUUUACUGAUCGACAUAUCUAUUUGUAUGCAUUGAUAAGUAUGGGUAAUUUAGGUAUUAUUAAAUAUCUAUCAACAUCUCUCCCAUCAAUUGUACAAGAUAUGGGUAGUUCAUCUGAAAAUGUACAUUUAAUGACAGCACCACCUUAUGUUUUUGCAUUUCUUGCUUGUUUAUUAGUUAAUUAUUCAGCAUCACGAAAUAAUGAACAUGGUUUUCAUUUGAUAUUUGGUCUAUCUUUUGCUCUACUUGGUUUUAUUCUUACGAUUACUUUGAAUAGUCAAAGCCAUACAGCAUUAUAUAUUAGUAGUUGUAUAACUUGUUGUGGUGUAUUCUCAGCGUUUCCUGUAUUACUUUCAUGGGCAACUAAAAAUGUUGAUGGUCAUACUAAAAAACCAGUCACUCUUAGUUUUAUUAUAGGUAUUGGUCAACUUGGUGGAAUUAUAUUACCUCUUACGAAUGAUAAUAAACCAACACGCGGACGUAAUGAUUAUAUUUGUCUUGGAGCGCUUGCUGCUAGUUUAUUUUUUACAAUUAUUCUACGUAUUUCAUUGAUGAUAGAAAAUCGUCGACGAAGUAAAUUAUCACCAGAUGAGUAUAAUAAUGAAACGUCUAUCAAAGAACCUUGUGAUUGGCAUCCCGAUAUACGUUAUGCUUUGUGA
Adineta steineri is the source of this 1440-nucleotide messenger RNA. Lineage: Eukaryota; Metazoa; Rotifera; Eurotatoria; Adinetida; Adinetidae. The record is from the annotation of a GenBank genome assembly.